AUGAAAAGUGCGAAUGGUGCUAUUAAAGUAGGCACCAGAAACUGCUGCUUUUGGCAGUCUCUGGAGAAUGCCGACGUGAAAUACUUAGUUCUUGUGAAGUAUUUUCUACCCCUGGUAGAGACCCUCGCGGUUGUCGUCGUCGUCGUCGUCGUCGUCGUCGUCGGCGCCGCCGCCGCCUUGUCUCUGGAGAAUGCCGACGUGAAAUACUUAGUUCUUGUGAAGUAUUUUCUACCCCUGGUAGAGACCCUCGCGGUUGUCGUCGUCGUCGUCGUCGUCGCCGGCGCCUUGUCUCUGGAGAAUGCCGACGUGAAAUACUUAGUUCUUGUGAAGUAUUUUCUACCCCUGGUAGAGACCCUCGCGGUUGUCGUCGUCGUCGUCGUCGUCGUCGUCGUCGUCGUCGUCGGCGCCCUGUCUCUGGAGAAUGCCGACGUGAAAUACUUAGUUCUUGUGAAGUAUUUUCUACCCCUGGUAGAGACCCUCGCGGUUGUCGUCGUCGUCGUCGUCGGCGCCGCCGCCGCCUUGUCUCUGGAGAAUGCCGACGUGAAAUACUUAGUACUUGUGAUCUAUUUUCUAUCCCUGGUAGAGACCCUCGCGGUUGUCGUCGUCGUCGUCGUCGUCGUCGGCGCCGCCGCCGCUUUGGUAAUAGCGGCAAGUAGCCAUUGA
This is a messenger RNA of Schistocerca serialis cubense, 663 nucleotides long. RefSeq lists its product as uncharacterized. NCBI's taxonomy places the organism in Eukaryota, Metazoa, Arthropoda, Insecta, Orthoptera, Acrididae. Bases 1 to 663 code for a protein of 220 amino acids. The record is from RefSeq and is a predicted model, not a curated record. The transcript has 5 exons.